AUCAGCUACGUAUUCUUUGUUCGUGGAUCCUCAGGUGGAUGACAUUUUCUUCUUAGUCUGAAAGAGUUCUUCAAGCUGAUACGUUUCCACGACACUUUCCUCUGCGGUGAGCGGGAGACGGACCGACAGAGAGUCUUGCUGGAGAUGGAGACGGAGAGAGCAGGAGCAGAUGGAGAUGACACGAGUGGCUCAGAACCAGCUGUUGUCUUUGGUACACCUCUCCAUCCUGAUCACCAGAGGUCACUGUCUUCUGAAUCUGACUGGAGAGAAACUAGCCACACACAGUCAGAUUCCAACUCUGUUGAGAAUCCAAACGUUGAUAUUAAAGAGGAGACAGAUGAUGCUGAUGACAAAUCCCUAAUCUGUGCUAGAUGUGGGAGGAUAUGCUCUUCAAAGGCUGGACUGACUCAACACAGCAAAACCUGCGGCCGUGGACCUUUGACUUGUUUGCUUUGUGGGAAUCAUUUUGAGACAAGACAGAAUCUGAGGAACCACAUGAGGAUUCACUCUCAAGAAAAACCUUUCAUUUGCUCCCAGUGUGGAAAAUGUUUUUCACAGAAAAGCACCAUGAAUAUUCACAUGAGAGUUCACACUGGAGAAAAACCUUUCAACUGCUCUCACUGUGGAAAAUCUUUUUCACUGAAAUAUCACCUGAGGACGCACAUGAGAAUGCAUACUGGAGAAAAACCUUUCAUCUGCUCCCAAUGUGGAAAAUGUUUCUCACUGAAAGAUGCUCUGAAUGCUCACAUGAGGAUUCACACUGGUGAAAAACCUUUUAUCUGCUGUCACUGUGGUGUAUGUUUUGCGCGGCGAUACAGUCUUGUGCAUCAUAUGAGAGUACACAAUGAAGGAAAACCUUUUACCUGCACCCAGUGCGGUAAAAGUUUUUCACACAAAGGCACCCUAAAUAGUCACAUGAGAGUUCACACUGGAGAAAAACCCUUCAUCUGCUCCCAGUGUGGAAAAAGUUUUACACUGAGAAGCUCCAUGAAUAAUCAUAUGAUGGUUCACACUGGAGAAAAGCCUUUCAUCUGCUUCCAAUGUGGAAAAUGUUUUUCAAUGAAAGGUAACCUGAAGACACACAUGAGAAUUCACACUGGAGAAAAACCUUUCAUCUGCUCCAUUUGUGGAAAAGGUUUUUCCCAGAAUAGCGACCUGACUACACACAUGAGAGUUCACACAGAAGAAAAACCUUUUAUCUGCUCCCUAUGUGGAAAAGGUUUUUCACAUAAAGGCGCUCUAAAGGAUCACAUAAGGGUUCACACUGGUGAAAAACCUUUCAACUGUUCUCAGUGUGGGCAAUGUUUUUCUUUAAAAGGAAACAUGAAUAGACACAUGAAAACUCACAUUGAAAAAGAAUGAAGUUAAAAUGUCACUUGAAGAAUCAUGUAAGUGUGUUAAAUGUUGAUUAUUCUGACCAAGGAGAAAGCAUUCUUGUGUGUUGUUGCUGAUUUUCAGUCAACUACUCCAAACACACAAAGUGACUUUUUCAAUUCACAGAAAUAUAUAAAUACAUGUAGUUUAAUCAAAUCGAAUUCUUUGUGAUGGACUCUCUUGAAGUUUCACAGUAAUACUGCAGAGCAAGCAUGGAUACCAACAAGAAUUGACAUGGAAUUCCCGCAAGUAAUGGUAUGAUGUGACUAUUUUUUUGUUGAGAUAAAGAAACUUGAUUCUAAAAUGAUAUCCGGUUGUCACUGAAGACCCAACAAAUGUUUUGAGUUUUUUUUUUUUUUUUUUUACAACUUAAUUCUUCUUCAAAAGAGUAUUAUCAGAAGCUGUGCUUUUGACCCCCAAGAACAAGUGGUUUGAAGGGUUUACGCAUUUAUUUUUUUCUUUAUUGGCUCAUUCUAUGGAUUUCAUGCUGACAGUAGCACUAUGUUUAUUCAAGCAGCAUCACUAAUUUUCAAAUCACCUUUUGUGUUGGUUCUCAUAGGUUUGAUGUUAAAUAGCCAUGACACAGUGUUCUCCCUAAUGAUUCUUUCAAUGGCGCUCUUCACUUAACAAUGUUGCCUUUGCGAUCAACCAGGAGGAAAUGAGUCUUCACUGCGGCCGACACAUGACCACCCGACUGCUUGUCAGUUUUGGGCCAGACACAGAACUUCUAUGUGAAGCCUUGUUGACACGGAGACGAGAGCUGUGUAUUGGCAGGGGUCUUGCAUUGUGAUACAGGAGUAGUGAUACGGUACAUUGCUAUAUGUUGUCGAAAGAGCCAUCAUUUUAAAAUCAGAUAAUGCAGUUCAACAUCAUGUGUGUAUUGUGAUGACGUCAGUCCAGUUAUAUUUUCAAUUAAAUUUUGCACUGAGGCAUGAAUCCCUCUCUUGAACAACAAAAUAACUGUGCAAAAAGAGCAGCAGCAUAUCCAAGUGUCUAUGUAUUAAAUCUUCUUCUUCUUAAGUUCUUGCAGACUUAAAUUAUCAAGACAAUAUCAUGCCUCCAAGUAAUGCGAUAUUUAUGCAUUUUCUUAUUCUCAUAUUUUCUUCCUAAAUGUCUGAAGAUAUGCGAUAUGACAACAUUAAAUCACGAGUUACAGAUCUAUGAUGAUGCGCUGUCUCUCACUUGCAUAGAGAAUUGCACACCUGCCACUCAGCCGGUCAGAAGGUCAAAGAGAUGUUUCUGAACCUGAUGUGCCUCUAACUCGACCUGAACC
Synchiropus splendidus (mandarinfish) is the source of this 2647-nucleotide messenger RNA. RefSeq names its product gastrula zinc finger protein XlCGF26.1-like. Lineage: Eukaryota; Metazoa; Chordata; Actinopteri; Syngnathiformes; Callionymidae. Bases 145 to 1362 code for a protein of 405 amino acids. The transcript has 2 exons. The record is from RefSeq and is a predicted model, not a curated record.